Pelodiscus sinensis (Chinese soft-shelled turtle) is the source of this 1317-nucleotide messenger RNA. Lineage: Eukaryota; Metazoa; Chordata; Testudines; Trionychidae. The record is from RefSeq and is a predicted model, not a curated record.
GGGUUCGCUUCAGCGAGUCAAUUAACAUCGAUGACAUAAAAGCCCUGGCAGCCUUAAUGACGUACAAAUGUGCUGUGGUGGAUGUUCCUUUUGGCGGCGCCAUGGCUGGGGUGAAGAUUGACCCGAAGAAGUAUUCGGAAGGCGAGCUGGAGAAAAUAACAAGGCAGUUCACAGUGGAAAUAGCCAAGAAAGGAUUUAUAGGGCCUGGAACGGAUGUUGCUGCUCCAGACGUAAACACGGGGGAAAGGGAGAUGUCCUGGAUGGUCGACACCUACUCCCGCACGCUGGGCUACAAGGAUAUCAACGCCCACGCCUGCGUGACAGGGAAGCCCAUCAGUCAGGGUGGAAUCCACGGGCGGGUGUCUGCCCCAGGCCGGGGCCUGCUGCACGGCAUUGAGAACUACAUCAACAGCGCCACGUAUAUGGACCUCAUUGGCCUGAGCCCCGGCUUCCCCGGCAAGACCUUCGUGUUGCAGGGCUUUGGCAACGUGGGCUUCCACGCCAUGCGGUACCUGCACCGCUACGGAGCACGCUGCGUGUGCGUCGGGGAGGUGGAUGGUGCCAUUUACAACCCCAGGGGGAUCAAUCCCACGGAGCUAGGAGACUACAAGCAGGAGCACGGCACCAUCACCGGUUUCCCCAAAGCAGAGCCUUACGAAGGCUGCAUCUUCGAGGUGCCUUGCGACAUUCUCAUCCCAGCGGCUGUCAGGUCAAAGCCAAGGUUCACCCUGUGCCCACCUCCCGGCCGUUUGUGCUUCCAGAUCAUCGCCGAAGCCGCCAACGGCCCCACGACCCCGGCAGCCCACGAGAUCUUCCUGGAGAGAAACAUCCUCGUCAUCCCGGACCUGUACGUGAACGCGGGCGGCGUGACCGUCUCCUUCUUCGAGUGGCUGAAGAACCUGAACCACGUCAGCUACGGGCGCCUCACCUUCAAGUACGAGCGGGACUCCAACUACCACCUGCUGAUGUCUGUGCAGCAGAGCCUGGAGCGGACCUUCCGCAAGGGCAGCGGGGAGAUCCCCAUCAUCCCCUCCCCCGAGUUCCAGGCCAGGGUGGCGGGGGCCUCCGAGAAGGACAUCGUGCACUCGGGCCUGGCCUACACGAUGGACCGCUCGGCCCAGCAAAUCAUGGAGAUGGCCUCGCGCUACGGCCUGGGCUUGGACCAGAGGACGGCCGCCUACCUGUGCGCCAUCGAGAAGGUGUUCCGGGUGUACAGCGAGGCUGGGUUUGCGUACUGACAGCUGUGCCGCCCCGCCCCGGGGAGACCCUCGCGGGGGCAGGGCAUCCUCUGGACGUGCCCGCCUUCUGCCCGAGUGC